Messenger RNA from Mobula hypostoma (lesser devil ray), 3554 nucleotides. RefSeq names its product prolyl endopeptidase-like. Gene Ontology annotation, molecular function: serine-type endopeptidase activity; oligopeptidase activity. Gene Ontology annotation, cellular component: cytosol. The record is from RefSeq and is a predicted model, not a curated record. Lineage: Eukaryota; Metazoa; Chordata; Chondrichthyes; Myliobatiformes; Myliobatidae. Gene Ontology annotation, biological process: proteolysis. The coding region runs from base 73 to 2199 and encodes 708 amino acids. The transcript is spliced from 15 exons.
CGACAAUGCGCAGUCGUUGACGCGUGUGCGGAGGGCGGCCGUCGGUAGUUGUACGCUCUUUGACAGGGAAUCAUGGCGCUUCACUACCCGGAGGCCAAGCGACUGGACAGUAUUGAUGACUAUCAUGGAUGCAAGAUUCCUGACCCAUAUAAAUGGCUUGAAGAUCCUGAUAGCGAAGAGACUAAGGCUUAUGUGGAAGCUCAGAAUAAAUUGACAUUGCCAUUUUUGGAAAAGUGUCCAGUAAGAGAGAAGUUCAAAGCAAGAAUGACAGAACUGUAUGAUUAUCCAAAAUAUAGCUGCCAUUUUCGAAAAGGAACAAGGUAUUUUCAUUUCUUCAACACUGGCUUACAGAAUCAAAGUGUAAUGUAUGUGCAGAAUUCACUGGAUGAUGACCCUCAGGUUUUCCUUGAUCCCAACAAAUUCUCAGAUGAUGGAACUGUGGCUUUGAGAGGUUAUGCAUUCACUGAAGAUGGUGAAUACUUUGCAUAUGGACUAAGUACAAGUGGAUCAGAUUGGGUAAUGAUUAAAUUCUUAAAAGUUGAUGGUGCUACAGAACUUUCAGAUAUUUUGGAACGAGUGAAAUUCAGCUGCAUGGCCUGGACCCAUGAUGCGAAGGGAAUAUUUUAUAACUGUUACUUGAAGCAAGAUGGAAAAAGCGAUGGUACUGAAACUUCUGUGAACCUCCACCAGAAAUUGUACUACCACAAGCUGGGAUUUCUACAGUCUGAAGAUAUAUUAUGUGCUGAAUUUCCAGACAAUCCAAAAUGGAUGGGUGGAGCUGAGGUAUCAGAUGAUGGGCAGUAUGUUCUCUUGUCUAUUCGAGAAGGUUGUGACCCAGUCAAUCGACUUUGGUACUGUGAUCUAAAAAAGUUGCCUGAUGGAAUUAAAGGAAUUCUGCCAUGGGUGAAGCUUGUGGAUAACUUCGAUGCAGAAUAUGAAUACAUCACAAAUGAAGGAACAAUAUUCACGUUCAAAACAAAUCUCAAUGCUCCGUGUUAUUGCUUAAUCAAUAUUGACUUCAGUGAUCCUGAUCCUUCGAAAUGGAAAACCUUGGUUCCAGAGCAUGAGAAAGAUGUACUUGAAUGGGCCGGAUGUGUCAAGACAAACUUUCUGGUUUUAUGCUACCUUCAUGAUGUGAAGCAUGUUCUGCAGCUCCAUGAUUUGGCUACAGGCACUCAUUUGAAGACAUUUCCUUUGGCUGUGGGCAGUAUUGUAGGGUACAGUGGACAGAAGAAGGACUCUGAAAUCUUCUAUCAAUUUACGAGUUUUUUGACUCCAAGUAUCAUUUAUCACUGUGAUCUCACUAAAGAUAACUUGGAACCAAGAAUUUUCAGAGAAGUGACAGUGAAGGGAUUUAAUCCGUCUGAUUACCAGACUGUUCAGAUCUUCUAUCCAAGCAAAGAUGGGACUCUAAUACCCAUGUUUAUUGUCCACAAAAAACAGAUAAAACUUGAUAAAUCUCACCCUGCUUUUCUUUAUGGAUACGGAGGCUUCAAUAUAUCACUUACACCAAGUUAUAGUGUUUCAAGGCUUAUUUUUGUGAGGCAUCUUGGUGGUGUUUUAGCUAUUGCUAAUAUCAGAGGAGGGGGAGAGUAUGGAGAAUCCUGGCAUAAAGGUGGUAUGCUGGAAAACAAGCAAAAUUGUUUUGAUGAUUUUCAAUGUGCUGCUGAAAUUCUUAUCAAGGAGGGCUACACUACUUCAAAGAAAUUGACCAUUAAUGGAGGCUCUAAUGGUGGUCUCUUAGUGGCAGCUUGUGUGAAUCAGCGACCUGAUCUCUUUGGCUGUGCCGUAGCACAGGUAGGAGUCAUGGAUAUGCUCAAAUUUCACAAGUUUACCAUUGGACAUGCCUGGACCACUGAUUUUGGCUGUUCAGAGUUCAAGGAGCAAUUUGACUACCUAAUCAGAUACUCACCACUUCACAAUAUUAAGAUGCCGGAAGGUGAAGGGGUUCAGUAUCCAGCAAUGUUGCUGAUGACUGCAGACCAUGAUGAUCGUGUAGUUCCUCUCCACUCUAUGAAAUUCAUAGCCACUCUGCAACAUGUUGUUGGUCAGAAUCCAAAUCAGGUUAACCCAUUGUUCAUCUAUGUUGAUACCAAGGCAGGACAUGGUGCGGGAAAACCAACAGCUAAAGUAAUUCAGGAAGUUUCCGAUAUGUAUGCUUUCAUUGCACAAACAUUACAGCUUGAAUGGAUCGAUUGAAAUAGACAUCAUUAUCUCAGCAUUUAAUUGGUAUUGGGAAAGUAAUCUCAAAACGUAGUCAAAUUUAAGACUAGAAUACAUUGAAGAAUGGGACUAUCAAAACAAAAUAGUGUGUGCUAUAGGGCUGAAUGGAAUUUCAGACCUCAGUAGUGUAAUUAGUAAAAUGGAAUGACUGAUAUCUUUUUUAAAAAAAAGUUGACACUUACAGGUGUUCUCAUCUCACCAUCAAGGUCACUGAGGGAUGGACAAUAAAAAGUGGUCUUUGCAAAAAUGCCUAUGUCUUUUGACAAGUUAGUGAUACAGUAACAUUUCAUUGGUUAUUUCUCCCCCACUAACAGAAAGUGUCAUUGUUAUAAUUGGAUUUAUUUUGUUAUUUGUGUUUUAACUUGUAUUAUUAACUAUCCACUGAGAAUUUAAAUCACUGGUCUUGCAAAAAUACACAAAUAUGGGUAGACUUGCGGUAAAUUUAUAAAUAAAAAUAAUUAUUUCAGUAAUUGUCCAUAUCAAUACACACUUUCUGCAAUUCUGGCUAACACUGAAACCAUACGGUUGCUAAUAAUUCAUUUAGAGUGGACAUUAGUUUGCAUCCAACAGAGUUUAAACAUGUAGAUGCUACAGUUAGAACUGUUAAGUCAAUUACAUAAUUAUUUAGGCAUAUUGACUAAAACCAGUUAUUUUUUUAUGUUGAAGAUACUUGCCAAAAAUAUCUGAUAACAUUUCACACUUAUUGAAAUUGGCUCUGUGGCUUUACAGGAUAUUCUGUCUGUUUGGCUGCAUAGAGCACCAUUUAGUCCCAAUUCAAAAAAAUGAAAGUUGGCACAAUAAAUAAAAUUUUAACUGUUGGCUUGACCUUUGAAAUGUAUUUGUUUUGUAUUAUUAGGUUUUUAUGUGUGUUUUAUGUUAGAGGGAGCCUGAUACAAUACAUCUGAAUUUUUCAGAACUCCAGUUCUAUCUUUCAGGUGUUGUGCAAUUUCACAAUGUGAUAGGAGAGAGAACAGUUUGAGAUUUUCUCUAAUGGUUUCAACACAUUUGGUAAAUCAUAAGCUACAUCCUGGUACAAUUAAGUUUUUCCCACACUAUAUUUUAUACGUGUAAGUAAUGUAAAGAAAAUAGAGCAUGAAUUAUGAAUUAUUUUCCUACCUCCCCUCUGAAGUAUGCUUCACAAAGUCUGAUACCAUGCAAAUAUCUUAAAGGUAUUUCCAUUUACAGAUCCCUUCAGUAGGUCAGAUGUUUUGUCUUGUAAUUUCAAUGUAUCUUAAUUGUAUUUGGCUGUUACAUUGCUAAAUAAUUUUUACCUCAUAAUUAGAGAAAAUGUGUCACUACAAGGUCAGAUCAAACAUGAAAAAUAAAAAGGA